Messenger RNA from Dentiscutata erythropus, 324 nucleotides. Lineage: Eukaryota; Fungi; Glomeromycota; Glomeromycetes; Diversisporales; Gigasporaceae. The record is from the annotation of a GenBank genome assembly.
AUGUAUCCAAAUAUUGAAAUAUUAUUUAGAACUCAUAGUAGUGAUGAAGAAGAUACACCAUAUCACAUGAGUUUUGAGAUUCCAAUUCAAGUUGAUGAAUCUUUAUGUUCUAAAUUCUAUGGUUUUCCCUUGGGUUCUUAUUCACCAUGUCAAAUAAACACUACUACAUCUCUUGAACAACAAUAUCCUUCUGAUCAAGAAUAUUAUAUUGGUUUAAAGAAACCCUCAAAGCGAAAAUUUUCUAUCAGAAAGAAAAGUUUAUUUGGUUCAAAGAAACCUCCUUCAUUAAAGAUUGAUACUUUUUUGGCCCGUAUGGAUGAUUAA